AUGAAAGUUCUUACCCUAACCCUCACAUUCUGCAUCAUCGUUGCAUUCUCAAAUGCAACACCUACAUUGGUCACUCGCCUUCAACAUCAAAUAAAUCAAUAUUCCACGAUUGAUCAUACUCAACAAAAAAUGAAUGAGACUACACAGAUGGAAAUGUGCUCUUACAGUAUCAGCGUAAAGACAAGUUGUAAUUCUCCAGCAUAUUCAAAAGAUACAGUCGGAGUUUUAUUUGGGGAUGCUGAUGGAAAAGAGGUUAAGGUAUUAGAACUAGAUUCAGAGAAUGAGGUAUUCGAGCAGUGCAAGACGCUUAUAUUCCGGAUAUUGGGACAAUGUAUUGGAAAAAUAUGCAGACUAUAUGUAGCAAGAGCUGGAUCUGAUGGUUGGGUGCCAGAGACUAUCAUCGCAUACAAUCAUAACUACCCACCUGUUGUAUUUAACUAUAAUUAUUUCAUUCCUGAGGGUGUAGCUCGUGGUUUUGACGAUUGCGGAAAUUAA
Molecule: messenger RNA, 495 nt
Organism: Lathyrus sativus (Indian pea)
Lineage: Eukaryota; Viridiplantae; Streptophyta; Magnoliopsida; Fabales; Fabaceae
Source: the annotation of a GenBank genome assembly